Molecule: messenger RNA, 3505 nt
Organism: Xiphophorus couchianus (Monterrey platyfish)
Lineage: Eukaryota; Metazoa; Chordata; Actinopteri; Cyprinodontiformes; Poeciliidae
Gene: col13a1
Product: collagen, type XIII, alpha 1
Exons: 25
Coding region: 522-1973 (483 amino acids)
Cellular component (GO): extracellular matrix
Source: RefSeq, a predicted model, not a curated record
UCCGGCAUUUAACCUAAAGCCUCCCCUCAGCGGAGGCUUCCAGGGAGGGACGAGAGCAAAGAGCCCGCCGCUCCGCAUCCAGGGCACAGAAGAGGAAGGCGAACUUUGAAAGGAGCUCACUGAAGGUGAGCUGACCAUAAAUAAAUAUAUAGAUAGAUAGAUAGAUAUUUCAGUGCUCUCUUCUAACGAGGAAAGCUAUUUGGACAAACGAAGCACAAAACCGACAAAAGAUUUCGUUGAAAUUUGGGACCUCGGAAUUUUAUUUUUAUUUUAUUCUUUUUAAAUGAAAAAGCCAAAUGACAUAAGAUUCCUGGACUCGGAGCCAUACUUUCACUUAAUGCGCGAGAGAAGGAACUUUUAAAGAGCAAAAAAAAAUUUUGACGUGAGGGACCAUCCGCCGAAAGUUUCCUCCGCACCGUGGGAAAAAAAAACAGAACACGCCGCGGCACCACAAAAUCCCCAAGACUGCGUUUGCUUCGACGUCGACGAGAACUGCGAGUCAUUCUAGUUUAACGUACAGAAUGGAAGAUGAGCCGCGGCGUAAAACGCCUGAUGGAGCCGGUGAGAAGAGGAGGAAUCAGGCGGAAGGACAGCGACCUUUGAAGCCGCCGCUGUGGAGCAGCUGGAGGAACCUGAACGGGAUCAUGGCCGGCGUGUCCGUGUCCGUCCUUUCCCUUGGACUUUGCGUUUUGGUGAUAAUGCGGACCUCAGAGUUGCAGUCCAGGAUACUGAGUCUGGAGCAGCAGCAGGACGCAAAGUUGUCCGCCUGGAUGAUGACUCUGGAGCAGGUGGAGCCCCUUAUUAUGAGUCGGGUGGACCAGUUACUGGAGGAGAAACUGGCAACACAGAUGUCAAAGACGCGGGAGGUCCGAGAUGCUCCACAAAGCUGCCUUUGUCCUCCAGCGCGUCGGCUCUCUGGAGAAGUAGAAGAACGUGGCAGGGGAAAGAUGACUUUACCAGAGACCUUAGCAUGGCUGGAACAUUUAAAGAAAAGAAAACACUUCUCAGGACCUCCAGGGACGGCAGGGGAGCCUGGUUUGUCUAUCAUUGGACCAAGAGGGCCUCCUGGACAACCUGGCACAAGAGGAUUCCCUGGUUUCCCAGGUCCUAUUGGGUUGGAUGGAAAGCCUGGGCAAAAAGGACAAAAGGGAGACACGGGUUCUCGAGGUCCUCAAGGAAACCUGGGGGAGCCGGGCCUCAAAGGGGAGAAGGGUGCAUGUGGAGACUUAACACACCGGGUGUUGCCCAUGACCCUGCGAAACAUGCCUUCUAUAAACCAUCUAAUCUUAAAACGCCUCCAGCAGGGUGCACCCGGAUUACAAGGACCCCCAGGACCCCCAGGCCUCCCUGGUGCCCCUGGUUCCCCUGGCCUUAAUGGUCCCAGCGGUCCACCGGGUGAAAAGGGAGAGCCAAGCACUUUUGCUAAGGGGAGUAAAGGAGAGCCAGGUUCACCAGGACUAAUCGGUUUAAUGGGGCCCAAGGGCGAAAAGGGAAAUAAGGGGGAAGCAGGUACCAAAGGCACUGCUGGCCCAAGAGGUCCAUCAGGUCCAACGGGGCAGCCAGGAAAGAUUGAUCUCCAGAACAGUGAAAAUAACAUUCGCAGUAUGCCCCUAAUGGGGCUUCCUGGAUUACCUGGACCUCCAGGAUCCCCUGGAACCCCUGGUGAAAAGGGUCCCACAGGACCAGCAGGUAUAUCAGGCCCUCCAGGACCAAAGGGAGACAGAGGUGAAAAGGGAAAUGCAGGCUUUCUUGGACCAACUGGCCUUCAAGGCAUCCCUGGUUUGCAAGGACCACAAGGACUCAAAGGAAAUCGGGGAGAAAGGGGCAAGAAAGGCAACAGGGGGGCCAAAGGGGAUAAGGGAGACCAAGGAGCACCUGGAUUAGAUGCCCCAUGUCCUUUGGGGGAUGAUGGCUUACCGGUCAUAGGCUGCUGGAAUAAAGGUCAACAUCCUUUCCAACUGGCUAGAAAGUAGCGCUGCCUGCCAAAGACAACUUAGUGAAACCAGAGGAGAAGAAACGUGAAGCGAUAUUGAAACAUCUUGGGAGUUGUUGUCUUUUCUUCUUUUUUUUGUCCAACCUGUUGAUGGACACAAAGCCUGCUUUUUGAGUCCUGGAUUGCAAAAAAAGCAGAGGAACACCAACAUCCUGCACCAAGUUACCAAGGAUCCAGCACACAGGCAGAUGACGUCUGAGGAUUUCGCUCCAUCCUUCUAUGAUCGUUUUCUAUUUUCUGAUUAAAUCAUCUUUGACCUACAGCUGAAGCUGGAGUGAAGUUGAGGAACGGAAUUUAUUUAUUGUGUUUUGAUGAAGACUUCUUGCGAGCAGCACGCCACACAAAUUAACAUUUUGUAUUUCCUAAAAAGAAAAAAAAGAAAGAAAAAAGCGAUCAUGAUUCCUAUUAAUAUAGUCUGAUUAAGAUUAUUUUUGUGCAGCUAUUGCACAUUAACUUGUGUUAACAUUUGUACUAUUUCCAUAAAGAACAUAAUGUCAUGACUGGUGACAUUUCUAACAUUCUUUUUUUCUUUUUUGUACUGAUGUGUUUUACAUUUUAUGUCUAUACUUGUAAAUAUUUUACAAUUUCAGUACUAUGUAUUUAAAGGUAUUUAAAAAGUGUUGAUUUUUAAACAUACUGUAGAAGAUUGUUAUUUUGAUUCAGGCUCAUUCAGAGCUGAAUGACUGCUGGUGUGGGAAUUCGGGCAUUUGAUUCAGGGCUGGGCUUGAGCCCCCCUGUGGUGUGGAAAGUACAAAAUGUGUUGAGAACUAGAAGGAGAAGCCACUGGCUGUAUUCUGUGCAAGUGGAAUAUGGUUCACGUUCAUAUGUUUUGUGCAUCUAGGAUAUGGCUCCUAUAAUUGUUUUGUUUUUUUUAAUUCAGAAUGCAAAGCCGUAGUAAAUAACGGAAAACGUAGGCGAUGUUUCAUUAAAAAAAAAAAAAAAAGACACAGAUGUAUUCCUAACGUCACAUUUUUCCUUUUUUUAAGCGUACAUUUUGCAUGUUUUUAUUGAGAGGAAAGUGACAAAUGCAGUCAGAUUUCUUGUUUGUGUACACAAACUGGCAAAUGAGGUGAUUCUGAUAUAGACAGGCGGAGCGAGGGAUGCAUCCUGGAUACCGAUACUUUAUAGGUCACAGGCACAUGAGCUUCUAGCAGAUUUUUCUCUUGUUUGCUUCAUACCAGACCUUAUAAUGGAUUCAGAUUUGAAUGUUAUUUUCAAGGUUCAUUAAUAGCACUACCUACUGCCUAGCCUCACUCUUGGAGCAUAAUCACAGCUGGUUUGUCAAAAGGCCCGUGCAACACAAGCUGAAAUGCUUCUCAAAAGUAACAGAUACAUCUGGGCCUUUUGGGUCUUUGCACAUUUUUAGAGUUGCUAAGUUUUGUGAAGUUUUUUUCACAAAAUAUAAGUUGAUAACAACUGCAGAAAAGCUUUUAUUUUCCUUUUGUAAUUUUCUAUAUUUUACAAUGUUAAUGAAUUUUCCUAUUGAGGUUUUUAAAUGCAAUCCAUAACUUU